AAUGCUUUUUUCCUAAUAUCAGCAUGAGUUUUAAGAAAUACAAAUUAAAUAAAUUAAGUUGUGGGAAUGUCGUUAGAUAGUCACAUAUAGGGAAAUUCAUGUUCUUAUAUUGUGCGGUUCCCAUAAAUGUCAAUGUUUCCCGUCAAGAAAAUGGCCCAUUCCGGUGUGCCAGCCAAACGGAAAGAGAUCUACAAAUACAUAGCCCCAUGGCCCCUCUACAGCAUGAACUGGUCCGUACGCCCGGAUAAAAGAUUCAGACUGGCCCUUGGCAGCUUUGUGGAGGAAUACAACAACAAAGUCCAAGUUGUCUCGCUAGAUGAAGACAGUAGUGAAUUUACUGCCAAGAGCACAUUUGAUCAUCCAUAUCCUACGACUAAAAUUAUGUGGAUACCUGACAGUAAAGGGGUUUUUCCGGAUUUAUUAGCCACAAGUGGUGAUUAUUUGAGAGUGUGGAGGGCAGGAGAGCCAGACACAAGAUUAGAGUGUGUCUUGAACAAUAAUAAAAACUCAGACUUUUGUGCACCACUCACAAGUUUUGACUGGAACGAGGUUGAUCCCAAUUUAGUAGGAACUUCGUCAAUAGACACAACCUGUACAAUUUGGGGCCUGGAAACAGGUCAGAUAAUGGGUAGAGUAAACCUAGUGUCUGGCCAUGUCAAAACGCAACUCAUCGCACACGACAAAGAGGUGUAUGACAUUGCAUUUUCACGUGCGGGUGGAGGUAGAGACAUGUUCGCGUCGGUAGGUGCGGACGGUUCUGUUCGGAUGUUCGACCUACGACACUUGGAACACUCGACCAUUAUCUACGAGGACCCCGCGCACACGCCCCUGCUUCGUCUCGCAUGGAACAAACAAGACCCCAAUUAUUUGGCCACCAUCGCGAUGGACGCAUGCGAGGUCAUCAUUUUGGAUGUGAGGGUGCCAUGCACGCCGGUCGCACGACUCAACAACCACAGGGCGUGCGUGAACGGCAUCGCCUGGGCGCCGCACUCGAGUUGUCACAUAUGUACUGCAGGAGACGAUCAUCAGGCUUUGAUUUGGGAUAUCCAACAGAUGCCAAGGGCAAUCGAGGAUCCGAUUUUGGCGUACACGGCGGCUGAGGGAGAGGUUAAUCAGAUACAAUGGGGCGCCACCCAACCAGAUUGGAUUGCUAUUUGUUACAACAAAUCGCUCGAAAUUCUGCGAGUGUAAUAAGCGGGGUUUCUUUUGUUUGGGCUUUAUCUUUUUCGUUUGGCCGUACACACACGGUACCUUAUUUAUUUCGUUCCAAUUUUUAUGAUUUGACAAGGUUUACUUUUUGCGUUAUUUUAAUUGUAAAUACUUCCAGUUAAAUGACAAAUGUGUUGUUGGGUCAAAAUUUAGUUUCCAGGCAAUAGUAAUGUUUAAUUAUUUUACUGUUCUAGGAAUGAUUACUGUACCUGAAAAUUGUUUAUUCUUUGACACUUCAUCACAUGAAACACAGUUAAAGUGUUCCUAUUUGUCUGAGCCGAUUUUCUUUAGUUAUUUACUUAAUUUUCUUGGAUGAAUCGAUUAUUUUUUGUUAGUGUUUGCUGACCAUGAAACUGUAUAUAAAAUAUAAUAAUGUUAUAAGUUGUAUCCUUAGAACCUCACAAUGUACUACAUACAUUUUAAGAAAUAUUGUAAAUUUAAUUUUUACGUCGAAUUACUGUAUAUGAACGACCACCAUUAUUUAAGUGUAAAUAUUCCAUCGUAUUUAUUUUACAUUUUCAUCUACAUACUUUAUUUAGAAUUUAGGUAUCAAAAAUAAUAUAGAAUUUAUAAGUCUAUGUAUUGUUGUGAUAUUUGUUUUUAUACAAUAAUUAUAAAUAAAUGUAAACAAAAACAAGU
Aethina tumida (small hive beetle) is the source of this 1848-nucleotide messenger RNA. RefSeq names its product DDB1- and CUL4-associated factor 7 (gene wap). NCBI's taxonomy places the organism in Eukaryota, Metazoa, Arthropoda, Insecta, Coleoptera, Nitidulidae. The record is from RefSeq and is a predicted model, not a curated record. The coding region runs from base 127 to 1191 and encodes 354 amino acids. Gene Ontology annotation, molecular function: protein binding. Gene Ontology annotation, cellular component: nucleus. The transcript is spliced from 4 exons.